CGUCGGGCCAGGUGAAUGAAUCCAGCGCCUGCCGGAAGAGCGAAGCCGCAGCAGAGAAGCGCAGCCCGUCUCGGGCCUCAGCUCGACGCGCACACCUGUGACCAGGUGUCGCUUUACCGCCGACUUUAUCGCCGACUCUUGUGCUGUUUUCUCUCUCCGCUGCUGGCUCUUCUCGCCGUGUUCCGAUUCGUCGCUUUGCAUCCGUGUGCUCUACUAGUCGGGCUUUCCAAGCGAAUCUCCCGCACCAUGUCCGCGAAAGCCAGAGACGUCGACGCUAAAGAAUGCGAUGGCACCGGCGAACAGAUAAGGAACCACCACAAACAAGCGUUCGAGUACAUCUCGCUGGCUUUGCGCAUCGACGAGGAUGACAAAGAAGAUAAGGAGCAGGCGGUGCAGUGGUAUCAUAAAGGUAUCGCUGAACUGGAGAAAGGCAUUGCCGUCAAGGUCACAGGCACUGGGGAGAAGCCGGAACGAGCCAGACGCCUCCAGGCUAAGAUGACCACCAACUUGCUUAUGGCAAGAGAUCGCCUGCAGCUGCUGGCCAAGCUGAACUCAGGCUCCCCGCCCACCGUGUACACGGAGGGCCCUGACCAGCCUCUUUCCAACGGGAGCCUGCGUCCAGGUGGGUGCACAGCAACCCUUCUUUCGGGAUUCUUUCGGAAGCUCGGGUUUGCAGUUAGUGGUGCCGUUCCUAAGAAGGACUCCCACACACACACUGCUCGUUCUGUGCCGAAGGCCAAUCCACCUCCAAAACUGCCCUCUGGUGCCCCCCCGAGGCCAGCCAGUGGACCACGCGGGGGCCGCGUCAACCCCAAGGCUGCGGCAGGUCGUGCCGUCUCCAGGGGCAACGGGAAGGCUGCUCCUCCCCCCUCCACUCCCCAGAGGAAGAGAGACAUGAAGAACUUUAAAAACGUGGACAGCAAACUGGCCAACCUCAUCCUGAAUGAGAUAGUGGACAGUGGUCCAGCAGUGCUGUUCAGGGACAUUGCAGGACAGGAGCUGGCCAAACAGGCCUUACAGGAGAUCGUGAUCCUACCGGCAGUGAGGCCUGAGUUGUUCACUGGUCUGAGGGCUCCUGCAAGAGGCCUGCUCUUGUUCGGUCCCCCUGGCAACGGGAAGACGAUGUUGGCCAAAGCGGUUGCCAUGGAAUCCAAUGCAACCUUCUUCAGCAUCAGUGCUGCCAGUCUGACCUCUAAAUACGUUGGUGAAGGUGAGAAGCUUGUACGAGCUCUGUUUGCUGUUGCCAGGGAGUUACAGCCUUCGGUCAUCUUCAUAGAUGAGAUAGACAGUUUGCUGUGUGAGAGAAGAGAAGGGGAGCAUGAUGCCAGUAGGAGACUGAAGACCGAGUUCCUCAUUGAGUUUGAUGGGGUACAGUCAGGAGGGGAUGAGCGGGUGUUGGUGAUGGGGGCCACUAACCGUCCUCAGGAGCUGGACGAGGCCGUGCUGAGGCGCUUUCCAAAGCGGAUUUACGUGUCUUUGCCCACAGAGGAGACUCGUCUGAAGCUGCUGAAGAAUCUUCUGGGUAAACAUGGAAGCCCACUGACCGCAAAGGAGCUGAGUCAGCUAGCCAGUAUGACCGAUGGUUACUCAGGCAGCGAUCUGACCUCUUUGGCUAAAGAUGCAGCACUUGGGCCCAUACGAGAACUACGUCCGGAGCAAGUAAGGAACAUGGCUGCCAACGAGAUGAGAAAUAUCAAUUUCUCUGAUUUCGUUGAGUCUCUGAAGAAGGUAAAGAAGAGUGUGAGCAGUCAAACAAUUGAGCAGUACGUACACUGGAACCAGGAGUACGGCGACACGACUGCUGUAUGACACACGCACACACACUCAUACACACACUCUCACUCUCUCACACUCCCCUCACAAUAUGGCUUUUGGAUCAUGAACUGUGAGCUUUAGGUCCUUAUAAAUAAAUAAAGUUUUUUUUUUUGAUCUCAUGGAGGAAUUACCCAUCACUCAUUUGGAAGAGCAUGGACACUUUCAGAAGAAUUGUUUUGCUACUGAGAAAUGCACUCAGUACCCCCCAACAUCUCCAAGGUUUCUCUUGUAACAAACAGUUUUAGUUUAGAAUACACAGAAACCCAGUGCACAGUUAUAGAGUUCCACAUAUGCAUCAGUCCCUUAGAUAUACUAAAUCACUGGAGAAUGAAUAAGGCACAUGGGCUGUAUAUAUGGAGGAUGAGUGUGUAUACAAUGUAUGGUAAAGAGCCAUAGCUCAGGUUCAUAAAAAAAUGGCCUGCCCAGGAUGCGUGUUCUUUCUACCAGCCACCUCCUAGCUAGCGGGUAAUUAGGAGGAGUUCAUCCGGUGUUUCUUAAUGCAGUUCCCGAUCAACAGCCUUCUGCCAAACUCGGGGCUGCUGUCUGGAACCGGAGACUACGCUCCGAACUACAACUAGCGGGCCACUUCUUAACUAGACCACAGUCGUGCGUGCUUUAGCUUCUGUGAGGGCAGAGACCGAGAGUGGUUUAACUAAAUCUAUGCAGGCAAGGAAGCUGGAUAUCUUAACAACUGUAAUCCCGGGCUUUGCGUCCCGAGUCUUGUGCUCAUUUGGUUUGUGUAAGUCUGAACAUUGUCGCACGUUGCAACUGCACUGGCUCUCAUUUCGUGUGUUUGGUGCGCAACGGCCAUCGCGAUCAGACGCGCCAACCGAGGCGAAACGUCGCGUCGUGAAGACCUUUUGCUAACUGCACGUUAAAGGCAUCUUUUUACCCCUAAUCAUCUUUUUGAUUAGGAUAUAGUGAAAAACUAACCCUCUAGCAGUUAGUUACCGUUAGCUUUCUAGCUAAGACUGUAUCACCGCUGCCAGGGACUUGAGUUAACGUGUGAACGAAGUGAACGGGUGAUAAUUGACAAAGACCAACGGUAAAUACAUGAUCAAGGACAUGGACAUUUCCUUUCAACACUGUUACCUAAUAUAUUGUAGACCUAACUUUACAAUAAAUGCUUUUUUGACUGCCUGGUUAAA
This is a messenger RNA of Electrophorus electricus (electric eel), 2963 nucleotides long. It is a transcript of the gene spast, whose product is annotated as spastin. The record is from RefSeq and is a predicted model, not a curated record. Gene Ontology annotation, molecular function: ATP hydrolysis activity; ATP binding; microtubule severing ATPase activity. NCBI's taxonomy places the organism in Eukaryota, Metazoa, Chordata, Actinopteri, Gymnotiformes, Gymnotidae. Gene Ontology annotation, cellular component: microtubule cytoskeleton.